UGACAAUUGACCUACAAUGACGACCAUAUCUCAAAAAAAAAAAUCAUUUGAUCACUUCUCCAAUUACACAUUUUAAUUCAAUUUUAUUAUCAUUUCCACAUAAUGUUCCUUUUAAAGAAAUGGAGAGCUACUACUUUUGGGCUUUAUGGGUAUAUGAAUUUCACCAAAGCUGGUUUUUUGGAGCAUUCCAAGAAGUUCAAACCAGAAGAUAUGCAGAUUAAAAUAGAUGGCAAGAAUUGCAUAGUAACUGGAGCUAAUUCUGGCAUUGGUUACGCAACAGCAGAGGGUCUUGCUUCACGUGGGGCAACUGUGUACAUGGUAUGUCGUAACAAGGAGAGGGGUGAAGCUGCCCUUUCUAAAAUUCGGUCAACAACCGGCAACCAAAACGUUCACCUGGAGGUUUGCGAUCUUUCAUCUGUCAGCGGUAUCAAGUCUUUUGCGUCCAACUUUGCUGCAAAGGAAGUACCAGUUCAUGUUUUGGUUAAUAAUGCUGGUUUGCUCGAGAAUAACCGAGUUACAACAUCAGAAGGGUUUGAAUUGAAUUUUGCUGUAAAUGUGUUGGGCACUUAUGCCAUGACAGAACUAAUGGUUCCCUUGUUAGAGAAAGCUGCACCUGAUGCUCGGGUCAUUACAGUAUCCUCUGGUGGGAUGUACACGUCGCCAUUGACAGCAGACCUACAGUAUAGUGAAGGGACGUUCAGUGGAGUGGAUCAAUAUGCCCGAAACAAGAGAGUGCAGGUUGAAUUAAAUGAUAAGUGGGCCGAAAUGCAUAAGGACAGAGGGAUUUCAUUCUACACGAUGCACCCAGGUUGGGCUGAAACACCAGGAGUAGCUAGGAGUAUGCCUAGUUUCAAUCAAUCGUUAUCAGGAAAAUUAAGAACAAGUGAGGAAGGUGCAGACACAGUUAUUUGGCUAGCCUUGCAGCCAAAAGAAAAGCUAGUAUCGGGUGGAUUUUAUUUUGAUAGGGCUAUAGCUCCUAAACACCUGAAAUUUUCAGCUACCAGUGGCUCGGAGACAUUAAUCGACUCUAUUAUCAGCAACCUCCGUUCAAUGGCUACACUUCCUGCUUGAACUGAGCAUACCCUUACGGCAUUAUGUGAUGCCUUGAAUUUUUCUUUAGACCCUUCCUUUUAUACGUAUACUAGGUCGAUAUCCGGGCAUUUCCCGUGAAAUAAAACUAGACUAUAAGUUAUUCAUAUGAUUUUUCUACAAAGCCACAGAUUUAUAUAAGAUGAUAUAUGUACAUGUAUAAGAUUAUAUUUAUUUUCUGGCAAAAUACUAUAAAAAUGAAAACAAUAGAGUAUUCUUCAAUAA
Messenger RNA from Mercurialis annua (annual mercury), 1314 nucleotides. RefSeq lists its product as uncharacterized. The transcript is spliced from 10 exons. NCBI's taxonomy places the organism in Eukaryota, Viridiplantae, Streptophyta, Magnoliopsida, Malpighiales, Euphorbiaceae. The record is from RefSeq and is a predicted model, not a curated record. The coding region runs from base 103 to 1071 and encodes 322 amino acids.